Messenger RNA from Jaminaea rosea, 1188 nucleotides. RefSeq names its product ATP-NAD kinase. NCBI's taxonomy places the organism in Eukaryota, Fungi, Basidiomycota, Exobasidiomycetes, Microstromatales. The annotation marks the transcript as partial. Gene Ontology annotation, molecular function: NAD+ kinase activity. The transcript has 5 exons. Gene Ontology annotation, biological process: NADP+ biosynthetic process; NAD+ metabolic process. The record is from RefSeq and is a predicted model, not a curated record.
CUCGCGGACCUGCCGGAUAAGGUCAAGCUGAAGACUGGGCCUGCUGGAAGGCUGUCAAAGAUUCUCCCCGCCCGCGAGUCGCACGAUAUCACCACGCGUGUAGGGAGCUCAUACGGCGGGAAUCACUCUCUGCAAUGGAUCGAGGAGCCCCGCAACUUGCUUGUGGUGACAAAGCGUUGCGAUGAGGAGGUGAAUGAGAAGUUGAGGGGGCUGGUGAGCCACGUGAAUCAAGCCUACCCCUCAAUGAACAUCGUCAUCGAGGCGCACAAUGCAUCUGCCUUGCAAGAUCAGGAGUACAAGAACCUGGUCAUCCUUCCCAGCACGUCCACCUCAUCCCCAACCUCGGCUUCUCCCCUCUCAAGCAAGAUCGAUCUCAUCCUCACCCUAGGCGGAGACGGUACGAUCCUACACGCCUCGUCCCUCUUCUCCCAUUCUCCUGUCCCGCCCGUCCUCUCCUUCUCCAUGGGAACGCUCGGCUUCCUCCUGCCGUGGCACAUCGACUCCAUGAAGGAGGCACUGCGAGACGUCUUGGGCGGGAAGGUGACCUUGUUGUUGAGAAUGAGGUUGAGCCUGAGUACGCACGAGGGGGAUGGGAGUCUCGUUGCUGCCGAGGGAGGUAAAGGGGGCAGGCCGAGCUGUGAGGUUCAUCUGAUGAAUGAGGUGACUUUGCAUAGGGGCAGCCAGCCUCAUAUGACGACCAUCGAUGCGUAUGUGGAUGGGGAGCAUCUGACCCGAGCCAUUUCCGACGGCCUCAUCAUAGCCUCCCCGACAGGCUCGACAGCUUAUUCACUCUCCGCCGGGGGCAGCAUUGUUCAUCCCUCCGUACAAUCUCUCCUCCUCACGCCCAUCUGCCCACGCUCCCUCUCCUUCCGUCCCCUUGUUCUACCAAGCGACACGACCGUCCAACUACGGGUAAGCCCUCAGUCUCGCAGCCCGGCAGAGAUUACCGUGGAUGGUAGAACGGGGAUGCUCAAGCCGGGACAAUACCUGCAGGUCUCGAUGAGUCCUUACCCCAUCCCGUGCGUAAAUCGGUCCCUCCCCAAGGAGAGGUGGGAGAACGAGGGGAAGGGGAAGAAAACGGCGAUACCCGACAUCCCUACUGGCAGCGGUGGUAGUGGGACAACGGAUAGAGGAGAGGAUGACUGGGUCAGGGAUAUCAAUCGGUUGCUCAGAUUCAAUGCUUCGUUC